AUGAAAGAGUUUAACAUUGUUGAGUUACUCGGUGCUAGUAUACCCAUUAUUCGUCUGAAGGAAACCAAGUUGAUCAUUGUGACAGGAGCUAUCGCGGUGGGAAAGACAACUUUCACGCGAGAUCUACUUGACCAUCUCAUCAACCAAGGAUACCAUGCGACGUUACGUGUUGAGGUGGCACGAACACUGGAUAAUGAAUUACGAUUAUAUCAGGGUGAUUCAGAAAAAUAUGCAUUCUUCUUUCAGUAUGCGAUGAUUCAAGCAUAUUAUAAGGAAAUGGAAGAGAUCAAGAAAUUGAAAAAUUAUGAUUAUAUUAUUCUUGAUAGAACUUAUCUUGAUACGAUUCCAUUUACGAAUGUGAUAAUUCCAGAUGAAGAUGGAGAAGUCUUGGUAAUGCUUGAAAAUGAAUUGGGUAAAAUUAAUUUUCCAUUUGAUAUCGCAAAGGUGAUAUAUCUGAAGCCAUCUUGUGAUAAGAUGUUAGAGCGUUACAAGAUUCGUGAACUUGACAAGUAUAUGAAGGGGGAUAGUGUGGAUGUGGGUUAUGAUGAUAAUUAUCUUAUCGCAAUUUAUGAUCAAUAUGACUUGUGUAUGGAGAACAUGUAUUUGAGUUAUAUGAAAGUUGUAAAUGAUGAUGAAGGAUAUGAUGCAAUUUUAAAUCAAAUUGUUAUUUAA
Molecule: messenger RNA, 672 nt
Organism: Acaulospora morrowiae
Lineage: Eukaryota; Fungi; Glomeromycota; Glomeromycetes; Diversisporales; Acaulosporaceae
Source: the annotation of a GenBank genome assembly